Paramecium sonneborni is the source of this 722-nucleotide messenger RNA. Lineage: Eukaryota; Ciliophora; Oligohymenophorea; Peniculida; Parameciidae. The record is from the annotation of a GenBank genome assembly.
AUGUAUUAAGUCUUUAUUAGUGGUUUACCAUACACUGCUUCAGAAAAUGAUGUUUAAACACUUUUUGAAGAUUGUGGAGAAAUUCUGUAAUUCAUAGCAAUUAAUCUAGUUCUAUUAAAUUGCCUAGAUAUUAGGAUUCAAACAGACUUUUAGGAUAUGGUCAUAUUACAUUUAAUGAUUAAGAAGCUGUUAAAAAAGCUUUAGCACUUAAUGGCUCAUAAUUAGGAUCUAGAUAUAUUGAUGUUAAGGAGGCUAAAGGAAUUCAAUCACAAAAACCAAGUGUUCCUCCUCCAGAUUGUCUUACUAUUUUUGUUAAAAAUCUCUCUUAUGAUUUAAAUGCUGAUCAAAUUGGAGACUCAUUUAGACCCUGUGGGAAAGUUGCUAAUGUUAGAAUGGUUUAUAAUACUGUUACUAAGAAUUUUAAAGGCUUUGCUUAUAUAGAUUUUGAAGAUCAUUAAUCAGUCAUUAAAGCUUUAUAAAUGAAUGGAAAAAAAGUUCAUGGAAGACUUGUCUAAGUUGAUUAUGAUGUUAAAUAACCUAAGGCAGGUUUUAGAUAUCAAUCAAAACAAAUUGAAUAAUAAAGCAAGUAUAAUAAAGAGUAUUAAGAAAUUUAAAAAAAGAAAAUCAAAAAAGAAAAUGCAGUUUCAAAAGUUAAAAAAAUUAAAAACUUUGCAGAAACUUAAAAGUAAAUAUCUGCUUAAAGAAAUAAGCAACAAAUAUGA